Molecule: messenger RNA, 1110 nt
Organism: Cyphellophora europaea CBS 101466
Lineage: Eukaryota; Fungi; Ascomycota; Eurotiomycetes; Chaetothyriales; Cyphellophoraceae
Exons: 4
Coding region: 1-1110 (369 amino acids)
Cellular component (GO): cytoplasm
Molecular function (GO): 2-oxoglutarate-dependent dioxygenase activity
Source: RefSeq, a predicted model, not a curated record
AUGACGACCGCCGUGUCCCAAGGGGCUGGCGUCCCACAAAAUCGGGGUGCCGUUGGUGCAUACAAAGAUUUCCAGAUCCAUAAGCUUAACAAGGAAGUUGAGUUGAAGGGCACCGACAAGUUCGCGCCCGCCUCCUUCCCUCACUAUCUCCCAACAUGGGAGAAUGAGAAGGGAGUCAAAUAUGCUCCCCUCGAGCCCUUCGAGCAUUACGAGCACGGCAAGGACGCGGAUCCCUCCUUCCCCAACCUGCUCCCCUCGACUGCCACCAUCGAGAACAUUACAUCUUCCAUUGGUGCCGAAGUCUCGGGCGUCCAAAUUUCCCAGCUCAACGACGCGGGCAAAGACGAACUCGCCCUGCUCGUCGCCCAGAAAAAGGUCGUCGCUUUCCGUGACCAGGACUUUGCAGAUAUCCCCAUCGACAAGGCGCUCCAGUACGGCCGCUACUUCGGCCGCUUGCACAUCCACCCUACCUCCGGCGCCCCCGAGGGCUACCCAGAGGUUCACCUCGUGCACCGCGGCGCCGAGGACCAGAGCUUUCGCAGCUUCUUUGACAACCGGACUAACAGUAUCGCGUGGCACAGCGACGUGACAUACGAAAACCAACCUCCCGGCACCACUUUCUUGUACUCGCUCGACGUGCCGGAUGCGGGUGGCGACACCAUCUUCGCGAACCAGGCCAAGGCGUACGAGCGUCUGAGCCCGGCUUUCCGGGAGAGGCUGGAGGGCUUGAAGGCGCUGCACAGCGGCUAUGAGCAGGCGGGUGCCGCCGAGGCGAAAGGGACAUUUGUGAGGAGAGCACCUGUUUCCUCGAUCCAUCCUCUGGUCCGUACGCAUCCUGCGACGGGCGAGAAGGCAUUGUACGUCAACCCGCAGUUCACCCGCUACAUCAUCGGCUUCAAGCAGGAGGAGAGCGACUACCUGCUGAAGUUCUUGUACGACCACCUGGCCUACAGUCAGGAUCUGCACUGCCGCGUCAAGUGGAAGCCCCGGACCGUCGUCGUUUGGGACAACAGAGUCACUGCUCAUUCGGCUUUGAUCGAUUGGGAGAAUGGCUCCCGCCGCCAUAUCGCCCGCAUCACCCCUCAAGCUGAGCGACCAUACGAGGCUUAA